AUGCUUGGUCUUGGAAUACUGAAAAGGUCUCAAUUGAGCCCUCUCAAACGGCAUGUCGAUGCCCUGCGAAGUGCAGUGGUCCGCCCGUCACCGCGGACCAACCUCCAGCUCUCAUUCACGAGGUUCGAGUCAAGUACGGCGAAAAAGCCAGCAAGCACUGGGCCGGCCCCGAAACCGACGCCCCCAAAACUCGCAUACCCCGAGAGACUCUGCGUCUACCAUGCCGGCACGGGGCGGGUUACCUUCCUAGCUUGUCUGAAGCUGUCCACCCUAUUCAUAUUCGCCUUCUUCGGCUUCGUCGUCACGCCCAGCUAUUUCGAAAGAGAAGGUCUUUCUACGACGGUAGCUCGCACAACAUUCUCCGCCAUAAUACCACUAGUAUUCGUGGCGUACACGACGUCUCCCUUCGUCACCUUCAUCCACAUCCGCCUGCCGCCCUUCGCCCGGCAAUCGGAGGACAUGCUGCGUCGGUUCGUGCGGACGCUGCCGCCGCAGACCGAGCUGGACAUCACGACCAUGAGCUUCAUCGCUAAGCCGCGCCUGAGCACGGUGAAGAUGUGCGAUCUCAAGCCCGCUAGCAAGAGACUGGGCAUUGUCAACAUGUUCAGAGACACGACGGCGGAGAACGCGACGAGGAGGUGGUACAUGUUCCCCGCGGUCGGAAAUUUUAAUGUCCAGAGCAACCAGAUGCCCAAGGUGGGUUGGGUCUGGGAGAGCAUGCAUGGCGCUAUUGCCAGGCAGCGAUGA
Molecule: messenger RNA, 747 nt
Organism: Anthostomella pinea
Lineage: Eukaryota; Fungi; Ascomycota; Sordariomycetes; Xylariales; Xylariaceae
Source: the annotation of a GenBank genome assembly